GAUAGAAUAGCGGUGGCACAAGAAACAUUCGACUACGAUAUGGCAGAAGCGACUGGAGAAACUCCGUCGGAAACAGCACUCCCGGAGGACAUAGUACUGCAAGAGAAAGUGGAAAGUCCUCCAGCCAGUUCCACCGCACCGGGAACUACUAACGAUUUAUCCAACGGGGAGACGGCGAACAAUAGUUCUUCGGCCGAUGGAUUCAUCUGUGGCGUUGUGGAGGGCUUCUAUGGGCGACCGUGGACGACGGAGCAGCGGAAAGACUUAUUCCGCAAGCUGAAGCAAUGGGGCAUGGAUUCGUACAUUUACGCCCCGAAGGACGACUACAAACACCGGGCGUACUGGCGAGAACUGUACACCGUCGAGGAAGCGGAUCACUUGACCGGGCUGAUAACGGCGGCACACGAGCAGGGUAUUAACUUUUACUAUGCCCUCUCACCGGGACUCGAUAUCACGUACAGCAGCUCGAAAGAGGUGGCUACCUUAAAGCGAAAGCUUGACCAAGUGUCGCAGUUCGGGUGCAAAGCGUUUGCGCUGUUGUUCGAUGACAUCGAGCCGGAAAUGUCCAAACCCGACAAGGAAGUGUUCCAAAGCUUUGCCUACGCGCAAGUAUCAGUGACGAAUGAGAUAUAUAACCACCUAAACUGCCCCCGCUUCCUUUUCUGCCCGACGCAAUACUGCAGCUCGCGAGCCGUGCCAACGGUCAAGCAGUCGGAAUAUUUGAAUACGCUUGGCUCAAAACUGGUAAAAGCCAUCGACGUGCUGUGGACCGGCCCGAAGGUGAUCUCGAAGCUGCUGACGGUCGAAUGCAUCGAGGAAAUCACGGACGUGCUCAAACGGCCACCGGUAAUCUGGGACAAUUUGCACGCGAACGACUACGAUCAAAAGCGCGUAUUCCUCGGCCCGUAUUCUGGCCGGUCGCCGGAACUUAUUCCACUGCUCCGAGGCGUUGUUACCAAUCCCAACUGUGAAUUCCACGCUAACGCGAUCGCCAUUCAAACGCUCGCCUUCUGGAGCAAAUGUAGUGCGGAUACAAAAAUAUCGAGCUCCAUCUCGUCCGAUAUCAAGCUGGAAACGGAAAACGAGCAGGGAAUCUGUGAGGGCGAUGCACCGGCAUUUCUUUCCGAAAACGUCUACCAUCCGCGACUAGCACUGAAGAACGCAAUCGCCAACUGGCUGCCGGAGUUUUUCGAGGAAAAGGAAGCCUGGGGUCCGAUUACUAAACCUCAGCCUGCUGUAACUAUGGUAAUGCCCAUAAUUCCUAUUAUACCAUCGGUGAACACCUGCAUGACACUGACAUCGACCAGCACGACAACAACGACCACCUCCACCGUCCUCCCGAUGCCAGAGGUAAACCCAACCCAGCUGCAAAUGUUCGCCGAGGUUUGCAGUACCGUGACGAACGUGGCUGAAGCGCUACCCAACCCCAUCAUGAACUCGCUCGUAUCGGCCACAAAGGUGGUCACUAAUGAAUCUCUGCCGAAUCCCGUUGCGGCCGCGGUCAACAAUAUGGCCAUCCCAUCGACGAUUCCCAUCUCCAGCAUUCCGGUGCCGAUGCUGAACAUGAAAUCGUCGGACAACGACGAUGAGCUUCCGGCGUGCGUAGAUGCUUCCAGUGGGGAUGAUAUGGAUAAGCAUUCUAGCCCACCGGUUGAAGCACGAACCGAAACGAAUGACGCACCCGGAACGGCCUCACCACUCGAGGGCGACGCGGUGAUAGCAGAUGGGACGGAAGUAACACCGCUGGAGGAAACGAAUCAUCAAUCGAUGCCCGGGGGCGGUUCGGAACAGGAAUCGAAAAUGCUAGAACUGGACGACAAUGAAGUGAAGAUGGUCGAUGCCAGCGAGGAACCGGAAGGGGAUGAUAAGAUGAUGACCGUGAGCGAGGAGCUGAUACCGGUUGGGUCACUUCAGCAGCCCCCGGGGGAUCAGAUGGUGGAGGAGGACGAUAAAACCGACGUUGUGUUCAGCUCGGCCAGCCCACCGGCGGCACCGGUUAUUCCGGAGCCGAUGGAGUGCGGGAGCAAUCUGACCUCGCCAAAGCAUCAGCUAAAAACGCACUUUGAUGAUAUUAUAAUGUCUGAAACCACGUCUACAUGCUCGGGAACAAUGCAGGUUGAAAGCUCCGAUACAUCACUCGAAAUGGCAGAAGACAAAAAUUCUCAAGAAAAGGAUAUAACUGCCGCUGAUCUUAUGCUGCUCUGUGAUCUCUUUUACCUGCCGUUUGAGCACGGCUCGAAGGCCCUCCAGCUGCUGGCCGAAUUUUUCUGGCUUCGAAACAACGCCUACGUUCUGUCCCAGCGCAGCAACAAGUCGCGGGCAGGAAAGCAGCGGACUGCGAGUGGAACGAGCAUGAGCAGUUUGGUGGGGGUCGGCGGAACUCAUCCCGGCCCUAGCAACGCCCCUUCGGCCGAUGACAUCUCCGAGGGCCCGAGCGAAGGAGGACCGGUGCUGGAGGGACGAGAUUUAAACAAAUGUGAUGCCCAGGAAUGGUUCCGCCGGUCGGCGUCGUUUCAGAGCCUGUGUCAAAAUAUCUUUCAGCUGACGAAAAAGAUUGCCCGUUGCGCCAACAAAGAAAUGUGCUACGAUCUGUUUUCGUACGUUUGGGACAUUGCCGGUGUGCUGUCGUUGCUGAGCGCGUUCGUGAAGUGGCUUGCCAUGGGGAACUUUCCGGCCAACAUCAAUUCCAACACCCAGGGCGGAUACACAUGGUUCAGCAAAGGUUGGAAGGAAACGUUCAUGUCGGGUGAUCAGGAACCGUGGGUAUUUCGGGGUGGUUUAGUGGCCGACCUUCAGCGCCUGAUCCCGCUCGAUGCCGGUAACGAUCUAUUCCUUUACAAGACACCCGAAACGUCCGCCGUGAACGUGUACACCAUGCGACCGUACACGUUCAGCGAUGAGGCGGCACUGUACGAGAUUUGUCACCGCACGGCACAGGACGGAGACGCGCUGCAGGAUCGGCCGACCGAAAGCCAGCUCGAGCAACUGAUAGCUGACCGUUACCUGGGUCCGUUCCUUACGAUGGCACCCGAGUUUUGCAUGGUGAUCGAGGAUCACAAUGAGCAGCUGGUUGGGUACGCGUGCGCCGCCCUCGACACGAAGACGUUCAUCCGCAACAUGGAACAGUGCUGGAUACCGGAGAUGUGCCUCAAGUAUCCACUGUCUCUGGUGCCCGCGCCCGGGUGUUCCGAAUCCGAAAACAAUGAAACCGACUCGAGAGAGGUCCCAUCGACCGGCGCCGGGGGACGGGCGGCCCAAAUGGUGCGUGAUAGUAUUCACUACUUCCACAACUUCCAGAACGACUACCCGGCGGCCGUGCUGAGCAAACAUCCUUCACUCCUGUGCUGCCGCAUCCUGAAGGAGUAUCUCCUGGAGGACGAAACCGUUAGCAAGCGGGUCGUGACGGUACUGCUGGCAGCUCUGCGUUGCUGUGGCACCACGGGUGGCGUUCACGUGUGCAUCAACCGGAACGAUCGGUUUCUAUUCCAGUUUUACGCGAAACUGGGCUUCGUGGAAAUACCGCACACCGAAACCGACACGAGCAUGUAUUUGGGGAGAAACUUUUGAAAACGCAUCCCAAGCCAACCGUUCGGGCCAACGUCUCACGUGUCCGUCCGAUGAUACCCAGGUUCGUUUGCACCGAACGACGCGAUGCGUUGUAUUGGUCCACGCAAACACCGUCUCUCGCAAUAAGUCCUUCGUGGACGCACAGGAAAAAAACGGUCUUGAGGAAACAUGUUUUCUUUGGCAAAUGCUGAACAAAUUUAAUGUGCAAGUUCGCGUGGCGUAUUAAUAUAGCUUAUCAAAUGAAUAAAAUACACAUACCGUGAAGUGUAAA
This is a messenger RNA of Anopheles coustani, 3838 nucleotides long. It is a transcript of the gene Oga, whose product is annotated as protein O-GlcNAcase. The record is from RefSeq and is a predicted model, not a curated record. Gene Ontology annotation, molecular function: beta-N-acetylglucosaminidase activity. NCBI's taxonomy places the organism in Eukaryota, Metazoa, Arthropoda, Insecta, Diptera, Culicidae. Bases 40 to 3567 code for a protein of 1175 amino acids. The transcript has 5 exons. Gene Ontology annotation, biological process: glycoprotein metabolic process.